This is a messenger RNA of Astyanax mexicanus (Mexican tetra), 2649 nucleotides long. RefSeq names its product glycoprotein (transmembrane) nmb (gene gpnmb). The transcript is spliced from 12 exons. Gene Ontology annotation, biological process: cell adhesion. Gene Ontology annotation, molecular function: integrin binding. NCBI's taxonomy places the organism in Eukaryota, Metazoa, Chordata, Actinopteri, Characiformes, Acestrorhamphidae. Bases 83 to 1954 code for a protein of 623 amino acids. The record is from RefSeq and is a predicted model, not a curated record.
AUCAGGGGUAAAGAGAGAGAGAAAGAGAGAGACAGAUUUCACUCCUCCACCACAGAGCUGCUGCAGACAGACCUGCUCCAGGAUGCUCCUCCUGCUGGUGAGCGCGUGCCUGCUGACGGUCACGGACAGCAAGAAAACGUAUGGGGACAUGUUUCCUCACAAGCACAAGCCCCCGUUCCCGUACCCCAUCCCGGGCUGGGAGCCGGACACUAACCCGUGGGAUGAUGGUCUGUACCCGCCGUUCCCGCGGCUGCUCUCACACAGACACGGUAAACCAAAGGUGCGCCUCACCAGCGACAGCCCCGCCAUGAACGGCUCAUCCAUCACCUUCAGCGCCCGCCUGGAGUACCCGCCCUGCCAGAGAGAGGACCAGAGCGGAAACCUGCUGUACGACGAGCCCUGCGAGGACGGUAUGGUGGAGGCCUCAGCCAACGGACAGGUGCAGUCCGCGUUCAUGAUAAACUGGAGCUCCUGGUUGGACGAUUAUGGUUUUGGAAAGUGUACGGAUCUGAAGCGAUGCAACGUGUUCCCGGACGGCAAACCGUUCCCACUGCACAGUGACUGGAGGCGCAGGGGCUACGUCUACGUGUGGCACACCAUGGGUCAGUAUUUCGAGACGUGUGAUGGCUCCUCCUCCAGUCUGACCCUCAACACCACCAACUGGACGUUUGGAGCCGGGGUGAUGGAGGUGAUGGUGUACCGUAAGCGGGAACGCAGGAAGUAUAGCCCUCUCUCCACCGACAACACCGUGUUCUUCGUCACAGAUAAGAUCCCCCUGGCUGUGAACAUCUCUCAGAAGGAAGGCGUGAACAUCUCUGAGAGGAACGUCUUCUAUAAAGGCUUCGACAUCAUCUUUAACGUUCAGGUUCACGACCCCAGCAACUACCUGAAGACCGCGGACGCCGUGGACUUCAUAUGGGACUUCAGAGACGGGAACCAGCUGGUCACCCACAGCAACGUGGCGACCCACGCCUACAGCGCUCUCGGGAACGUCACGGUGAAGCUGAUCGUGGAGGCGGCGUUCCGCAUCCAGUGUCCUCCACCCACGCCUACACCCAUGCACUUCACCCUGCCAUUUACUACAGCAGUGGCCACGCCCCCUCCUCCUACCCAAGCCACCACAACCAAACUGGAGACCACUAACGCCCCACUGGUCACCACUGCACCCCCCACCACGGCCCAGCGCAUCCCAGUGACGACCCCAGUCCCCUCCACCGAGCCCUUCCCUACUGAUCCAGAGGUGAACACCAGCACUGAUUCGGGGAUUAACUCCACCAGCGCCGAGCCCACGCCUCCACCCGCACUGCGACACACACACCUCACACAGUCGGAGUGUUUCCGCUACAUGCAUGGAACCUUUGAAGAUGAAAUCAUCAUAACUGAGCCUCGUUCCGUUCUGUUCAGUGCACCUCCGAGCAAAAUCGUGGGGGUAUCUGCUGCCAAAGUGACCAACAGCACUGUCAAGUUUGUGGUGACGUGUUUAGGAAGGAUCCCUACCUCAGCCUGCACCACCGUGGCGGACUCUACCUGCCGCCAGGUGGUGAGCAUCAUGUGUGAUGAUGUGCCGCCCUCUGCAGAGGGUUGCCAGGUCUCCCUGAAGCGAACCUUCCAGGAGCCAGGAACCUACUGCGUCAACAUCACUUUAGGGGUUCCAGGAGGACUGGCACUCGCCACCACCACAGUUACUAUUGGAGACAGCCCUGAGAAAGGUUCAGGUAAGUCACCUCGUGUGGCUGAGGUGGUUCUGUCUUCCACUGCUGUGCUGGUGGUCAUCUUCGCCUGCAUCGCCUUCAUGGUGUACAAGCGCUACAAGGUGUAUCGCCCAGUUCGGCGCUCUAUGCUGGAGGACGCUGAGGGAGUCCGAGUGGUCAGCAGUCCUCUGAGCAAACUGAAGGCGGCGCUGUUCCCGACUGAUGAAGAAAGAAGCCGCCUGCUGACUGGCAGACGAGUGUGAGCCGGAAACUACACCUGAGAAACACCUGAAGAACACCUGAGCUACAACCUGCCUGCCUCCUGCUUUCAUUGAGGACGGCGGGGGGCAUACGUAACCUUAACUAAAUAUGUUUAAAUACGUUUCUGCAGUAAAGAAAAUACUACAGUUACCUAAAACUACAGUAUUAUUCACUUAGUACUGGGGGGGCGGUUUGAAAUUUGAUUGUUUGAUGGAUGCGUAAUGUAUGUAGUUUCUAAGGGCUGGAUAAUCUAAGACUUAUACUUUUUUUUGUAACAGCCGGAUGUUGUGUUGUCUUCUUUUUGUUUUAUAUGACUAGUUUAGAAGUGCUGAAAACACUUUAAAAUAACCAUAUUGCUCUAAAAGUUCUAUAUUUCCACUUAGAUAUUGAAAAGAAAUAUAUAAAAACUGAAUUAUAUUCCUUAAUACACUGCAAAUAGUGUAUUUAUAAUGUAUCUUGCAUAUCAUGAUAUAUAUGCCCCCCCCCAAAAAAAAAUAAAAAAAGUAUUUGUUCGUGUUCAAGUAAAGAUGCACUAAAAGCUCUAAAUGCUGGAAUCUUACCGAAGCAUAUCUUAUUUUAUUUUUUGUUUUUGCAUUUUUUUUAUUGCCUUUUAAUUAAUUAUUAAUUCACUGACUAAUGUAAAAAUGACUCUCAUUAAUGCUAAUGGAGAAGUGAUUCUAAUAAACAUUAAAAACAA